UGCCUGCCGGGGGCGUACCGAGCCGCGGCGGGAACGGAGGGCACGGCGCUGCCUGCCCCGGGACGGCUCCGAGCCGGGCGGGAAGGGCCGGAGAAGGCAGAGCCGCCGGGGGCUGUGGGUGCGGCGGGAGCCGAGCGGCCGCGGGCGGCGGACGAUGUGAGCCGGCGGGAAGAUGAAGCCCAGCGCCGCGGAGGCCGCCGACAGAGCAGCGCGUCCCCCAGAUGGAAUGCAAGGAAAAGCAGAAAGGACAAAGUCUGCUCUGAAGAGUGUGAGAAGAGACACAGGGAAAGCAGAGAAGCUGAAGCCCCUCACUGGGAAGGUUUUUUACCUGGAUAUUCCUUCCCGUGUCAUCUCUGAGAAGAUAGGCAAGGACCUGAGAGAGCUGGGAGGGAGAGUGGAAGGUUUCCUUAGUAAAGACAUCAGCUAUCUGGUGUCUAACAAGAAGGAGGCCAAAUUUGCAGCCAGCCUUGCUCAGAUUUCUCCUGUCCCCAGCCCAGAGUCUGCACACCAUGGAGGGAACAGCUCCCCUCACCCCAGCACCUGCAGAGAGCGACAGGAGGGGACCUCCUUCAAGGUGGUGGACACAGUGCACAUGAGCAGAGGCAAGUCCCUGGUUGAGAAGGCAAUCAAAGAGCAGGACCUAAUCCCCUCUGGCAGCAUCCUGUCCAGUGCUCUCAGCUGGGGAGUGAAGAUUCUUCAUCUUGAUGAUGUGAAGAGCUACAUUGAACAGAAGAAGAAGGAGCUCUACCUCCUCAGGAGGCCAGGCAGUGCUUCCAAAGAUGUGGUAAAACAAGUUCCUGCUCCCAAGUCCAAAAGCAGGCUGAAGAAUCCCUUUGUGAAGGUGGAAGACAGGAGCCGCCGGUACCGACCCUUCUACCUGCAGUUCCACAUCUUCCCAGCGCUCAACUACUGUGUCCCAAAGCCCUGCAGCCCCUUCGAGAUGGAGAAGAAGCUUCCCUCUGCUCCUAAGCAAAGAAACAAACCAAACAGUGACAAGGACUGUGGGACCCCUCUUCAUCUGCCUCAGAAGGACAAGAAGAGGAGAGGAUAUUGUGAAUGCUGUGGGAAGAAAUAUGAAGAUCUGCACACACAUCUUGAAAGUGAGCAGCACCAAACCUUUGCACACAGCACAGAGUACAGAAUUGUGGAUGAAAUCAUCUCCAAGUUUGUUUAUCAGUUUGUGGAGUACAAGGAUGAUGCCAACAAACCUAAAAGGACCAAGUGCAGCACAGGAUAUUUCCCUCCUGCCCUGGGCAGGGUGGCUCGGCCAGAGGAGCUGAAGGAAAGGCUGCAGAGGCAGCAGAUGGCCUUGAGAAGUUUCUCCUGGAAGGACUCAGCAGCCUGGGGGCUCAGAGCGGCUCAGCAGCCUGCGGAGAUCCAGCCCAGCUCCCUGCCAGCACCUCUCCCUCCUGCUGAGUGUGUCUGUCCAGUUCUCCACUGCCACCUGCCCCAAGCUUCUGAACUAAAAAGCAAGUUGAGAAGCAGUGAAGCAAACAUCCAAGCUGGUAGUUGCUGGGCUGCAAGCUGUGCAGGGGCCAUGGCACAGCCACCCACUCAGUUUGAUGCCCAGGCCUGCACAGAGAGCUUGCCUCAGGCUCAUCAGCUGCUCAGAAAAGCAUCAGAGGAGGCACAAGGAAAGCCAAAGGACUCGCAGGGUCCUCAGCAAGAGGGCGAGAAGGACAGGAACCUGUUGCUGCCAAAGCGAAAACUGACCAGCACAGCAGCUCUGCCAGCAAAGUGCCUGAGGAAAGCAGCUGCCCAGCCUGUGCCUGGCAAGAGGCAGGGUGACCCCAUAGAGAACCAGCAGCAGGGCCUGCUGCUUGAGCCUGAGGGGCCUGCUGCUGCUGCAGACAGAGACCUGGGGGAGCAGGGUGCUCAGAGCUCACCCUCUGCGAAGCUGCACAGGAAAGUGAAGGUUUGCCUGGGGAGAAACAAGAGAGAGCAGCGGAGGCAGAAGGUGGAGCUGUGCCCGGAGCAGCAUCCAGAGGCUGUGUCUGCUGCUGAGGAGAGGAGAAGCUCCUGCAGCUCACCGGUGCAGGCCCUCCUGGAGCUGUUCCAGAGCAGCGAAAGGAACUCGGAGUUCGGAGGUUUCUCGGGCGCUGCUGAGAGCAGAGGUUCCGUGAGCACAGGGGAUCGCUGCGGGGGGCAGAGCAGUAGCAUCCCCUGGUCCUUGUUUUCCUCUUCAUCCUCAUCCCCCUUUGUUGGAUUUUAAUGCUGCUUUAUUUAACAGAGUCCCAAAUAAACCUGCAGGUUGGA
This is a messenger RNA of Pogoniulus pusillus (Red-fronted tinkerbird), 2256 nucleotides long. RefSeq names its product DBF4-CDC7 kinase regulatory subunit (gene DBF4). Lineage: Eukaryota; Metazoa; Chordata; Aves; Piciformes; Lybiidae. The transcript has 12 exons. The record is from RefSeq and is a predicted model, not a curated record. Gene Ontology annotation, cellular component: Dbf4-dependent protein kinase complex. Gene Ontology annotation, biological process: regulation of cell cycle phase transition; positive regulation of nuclear cell cycle DNA replication. Gene Ontology annotation, molecular function: protein serine/threonine kinase activator activity; nucleic acid binding; zinc ion binding. Bases 173 to 2212 code for a protein of 679 amino acids.